Messenger RNA from Heterocephalus glaber (naked mole-rat), 2803 nucleotides. RefSeq names its product RNA binding motif protein 28 (gene Rbm28). Gene Ontology annotation, cellular component: nucleolus. Gene Ontology annotation, molecular function: mRNA binding. Lineage: Eukaryota; Metazoa; Chordata; Mammalia; Rodentia; Bathyergidae. The record is from RefSeq and is a predicted model, not a curated record.
GAGUCUUUUGAGCGACGAGCACUUCCGACAUCUCCCGGGCCCCUGGUGCGGUCGUCCUGUUAAAGCCAGCCUCUCGAGUCGCGUGCACCGGCCUGGUCACUCGUAGCGUCGCGAACCUCGGUUUCCCGGUCUCAUGGCCGGCCUGACCUUGUUUGUGCGCAAUCUGCCGCCUUCCGCCCGUAGUGAGCAGCUGGAAGAGCUGUUCAGUCAGGUGGGGCCGGUGAAACAGUGCUUCGUGGUGACUGAGAAAGGGAGUAAGGCAUGUCGAGGCUUUGGCUAUGUCACUUUCUCCAUGCUGGAAGAUGUUCAGAGGGCCCUCAAGGAGAUCACCACCUUUGAAGGUUCCAAGAUCAACAUUACUGUUGCCAAGAAAAAACUGAGGAACAAUUCCAAGGAAAAGAGGAAAAAUGAAAAUUCAGAGUCUCCAAAGAAGGAGCUGAAGACUAAGAAGGCCAAAGUGGCAGAUAAAAAAGCCAGAUUAAUUAUUCGGAACCUGAGCUUUAAAUGUUCAGAAGAUGACUUGAAAACAGUAUUUUCUCAGUUUGGAGCUGUCCUUGAAGUAAACAUUCCAAGGAAGCCAGAUGGAAAGAUGCGUGGUUUUGCUUUUGUUCAGUUCAAAAAUCUCCUAGAAGCAGGAAAAGCUCUCAAAGGCAUGAACAUGAAAGACAUAAAAGGGAGAACAGUGGCAGUGGAUUGGGCUGUGGCAAAGGAUAAAUAUAAAAAUACACAGUCUGUUUCUGCCCCAGGUGAGGAGAAGUGCUUUGAACUUAAGCAUCAGGGGUCAGUUAAAAAGAAUGGCAGAGCAGAAGAGAAAGAAGAUAAUGAUGGAGAUGUUGAUGUUGGGGUUGAUAGUGAUGAUGGUGAUAGUGAUGAGGAUGAAGAGAAGGAGGAGAAUAAAGAAUCAAAGGUGACCAAACAUGUGCAUGUUCAGAAGAGAGCAGUCAAGAGAGCAUUCCCUGUAGAAAGCAGCGAUGAAGAUGAUUCACAUGAGGACACUGACCUGGAGGAAAGAGGUAGCAUUGAUAGUGAGGAGGAACUGGUACCAAGUGACAGCAGUGCUGAAGAACAAGAGGAUAAAGAUGUGCGAAUCUCAAAGAAAAAGAAGAAAUUACCCUCUGAUGUGAGUGAAGGGAAAACUGUUUUUAUCAGAAACCUGUCCUUUGACUCAGAGGAAGAGGAAGUUGGGGAGCUCCUCCAGCAGUUUGGAGCCCUUAAAUAUGUCCGCAUUGUCUUGCAUCCAGACACAGAACAUUCUAAAGGUUGUGCUUUUGCCCAGUUCAUGACUCAAGAAGCCACUCAGAAAUGCCUCGCAGCUGCUUCUCCAGAGACUGAGGGUGGUGGGCUUAAACUGAAUGGCCGGCAGCUGAAGGUUGACUUGGCCGUUACCCGUGACGAGGCUGCAAAACUUCAGACAAAGAAAGUGAAGAAGCCUACUGGAACCCGGAACCUCUAUUUGGCCCGAGAAGGCUUGAUCCGUGCUGGGACGAAGGCUGCUGAGGGUGUGAGUGCUGCUGAUAUGGCCAAACGAGAACGGUUUGAGCUACUGAAGCAUCAGAAACUUAAGGACCAGAAUAUCUUUGUCUCGCAGACCAGGCUCUGCCUGCACAAUCUUCCAAAGGCUGUGGAUGACAAACAGCUUAGAAAGCUGCUGCUGAAUGCCACUAGAGGGGAGAAGGGGGUACACAUCAAGGAGUGUAGGGUAAUGCGAGACCUUAAAGGAGUUCAUGGGAACAUGAAGGGCCAGUCCCUCGGCUAUGCUUUUGCUGAGUUCCAGGAGCAUGAGCAUGCCCUGAGAGCCCUCCGCCACAUCAACAACAACCCAGAAGUCUUUGGGCCUCACAAGAGACCAAUAGUGGAAUUCUCUUUGGAAGAUCGAAGGAAACUUAAAAUGAAGGAACUGAGGAUCCAGCGUAGCCUGCAAAAAAUGAAAUCGAAGGCUGCAACUGGUGAGCCUCAAAAGCAGAAGAAAGAGCCUGUAAAAGAGAAGCAACAGAAGGCAGCUCAAAACCACACACAGGAUCAAAGCAAGGGGCCCCCAAGGCAGAAGGGGAAGAUGGGCUCCACCUCAUGGACAGGGUUCCAAACCAAGGCUGAAGUAGAGCAGGUGGAAUUGCCUGAUGGAAAGAAGAGAAGAAAGGUCCUGGCGCUCCCCUCUCAUCGAGGCCCCAAAAUUAGGUUGCGAGACAAAGGCAAAGUGAAGUCCCUCCCUCCCAAGGAGCCAAAGCCCCAGAUAAAGCAGUGGAAGCAAGAGAAACAGCAGCAGUCGUCCAAGCAGGUUCCAAGGAAAAAAGCUAAGGGAAAUAAGAUAGAAGCUCACUUCAACCAGCUGGUCGAACGAUAUAAGCAGAAACUGUUGGGACCUUCUAAAGGUGCACCCCUUGCAAAGAGGAGCAAAUGGUUUGAUAGUUGAUGCAGCUGGCAGCCUGGUUAAGAAACUUUCGGGUGAAGCUCAGAACCCCGGUCUACCUCUGUAUCUGUCACUGAGGGAAAGAAGAUCCCUGAGGAUCUCUCUGUUGGGAGACUUCUUGGGCUGUGCACUUCUGAACUUUGAUCCCCCUCUGAUGUGUCCUUAGUCACAAAUACCCCCAAAAAGUCAUGAUGUUUCUUGCAUAUUAUCCAUAUUAUUGUCUGAAGUUGUAUGUAUGAUUAUUACUCAUUUUUUUAUUCUCUGAUUCUCAAAUGAAAACAAUUGUAAAACAUUCUGGAGUACUGAAUUUUUAAGAUGUAUAUUUUGUUAGGCAUCCUCUAAAUGAGAUACUGUGUGGCUUUUUGAAUAACAGGACUGGGUUUUAUUUCUAAUAUA